CGUUUGCUUCGACUGCGCUGCUGGGUCGAAUUAAAAAAUGAAUUCUAGACCGAAAAAUAGUAAAUUUCACCGCCAAACACAGCGGAUCCUUGACAGACGACCGAAUGAAAUUGUUCCAGUUGGUGCUUGGGUUGAGCAUUGUCCACAAAAUGAUAAUGACGCAUUCCCAGCCGUGGUGUCAGCCCAAUAUGAGGAAGAACGCCUGCAUUUGAUACAAGCAGAGAAAGAAGCGAAGCUCGCAAAGUUCAGACAGGAAGUAAGGUCAAGGGUCAGGGAACUGCAAUGGAUUAAAAAACAGAAACAACUCCAAGAGUCUUUUCAAGCGGUGAAUUUGCAAGGUCGGGUCGUCCAUCGCACUACACCCUCGGCCAACAUCCUCUCUCAUCGCAAAGACACCUGUAUCUACCAGAAUAGUGAGCCCCAUGCCAUAGGCCGGGAUGCUCCCAAGCCGACCCCAGAUGCCUGGGGGAGUGAUGGACAAGGUGAUAGGGGACUGGGUGUUGGGCAGCAGGUCAGAGAACAGGCUGGAAUGACAAGGAGACUGGUGCAGAAGGCUAAGCGUGAUUUGGCUGCCAAACAGCUGGCAAUCAAGCCUAAGAUUGAUCAUCAUAGUGUUCCAGGUGGUAUAUGGGAUGCAACCUAUGUAAACAAAGGUGAUGGCAAUCCAAUGGAUUCUACAUCUAGGGUCACUGACCUUGAGACGACUGCAACCACUGAAAGUGAUAAAAGACUUGUCCAUGAUGCUAUAGAAGAAGGACUAUAUGAUGAGAGCAGUGGCAGCGACCCACACCACCAGAUCAGAGAAGCAGGAGAGCUUGCAAAGUCCAAGCAUGUGACCUUUGCCCCCAGACUUCAGAGGUCACCUCACCAAAGUUCAAGAGUCAAAGGUCAUUACCAUGGACACGGGGACCAAGAAGACAUGGGUGACCUUCAGGGUCUUCACCUUGAGACUGACUCGACAAACCUCGGAGUUGAUCCACAGGAAGAUAUACCUUACAGCCAUUACAAUGGUGGUGGAGAUGUCAAAGGUCAUGUCGUAAUGGCUGAUGGGGUCAAGGGUCAUGUGCCAGAGGUCAACCCAGGUGUGGUAGCUGAAGAGCUUAGAAGACAGCAUGGUAUGCAGUUCUCAAUGUACAGGAGACUCUACAUGGACAUUGAAAGGGAACAAGUCAGAGAGAACAUGAGAAAGAAAACACAUCAAAAGAAGAUGCAGGAGUUGAAGAAAGCCAAGGAGCAGGAGAGACAGGAGGUAGAGCACCAAUCACAUCUGAUGAGUCACCCUCCUGACAUCAUGAGAGAGACGGACUACGAUAGGAAACAGAGAGAAGCAGAAGAAGCUGAAGAAAUUCACAGGAUACAGACCAGACUGAGACAGAAGAACAAAGAAACAAAGAGGUUUAUCCAUGCACUGCGAGCAAUGAUGAAGGAGCGUAUCAAGUUAUUAGGCAUCACUCCUCCACCCCUGUGUGCCUGUGGACCAUCUGUAUGGGAUGCUAAUCCUGAGACGUGUGCUAAUAACUGCAUCUUCUACAAGAAUCCUAAAGCUUAUGCCAAGGCACUUGCAUCUAUCCUCACACUCAAUGAUACGGGGUGAAUACUGGAUGCAACCCUCACCAUGACAUGUGGCUAUCUUCAUUCAAAGUCUGUAAGUGUAAUUGCAAGUGGCUUUGAUAGAAGGUUAUUCCUUGAUUUUUUUUAAAUCAAGAUUUAUAUUUUUGACAUCAUAGAAUGAAAAAGUGAAAAUUAUGAAAGGUCACUCAUCAAAACAGCAUCUUGAUGGUAAAGGCCAAGCUGGUAUACAACAAUUACCUGGGAAACAUUUUACAUCUAGGUUAAUCAGUCAUUACUGAAGAUCGACGGCAAUCUGCUACCAUAUGUGACAGAAGAACAUUCGGUCGUUUGUUCAAGAAUAAUUUUUUUUUCUAAAUACCUUAAUCAAUAAAAGCAUGUUAAAACAAUCAUGAAAUGUCCAUCCUGAAAACAACGUGAAGCUCUCGUUAUUGAAGAUCUAGGACAAUCUGACAAUGCAACUGCAGCUCUCUUUGAUAGAAGGUCAUUCCCUUAUGUUUGUUUGAGAAUUGUAUUUUUUGAUAGAUCCUACACUGUAGCAUAGUUUCUGUAAAGGGAUUAGUUUUCUUUGUGUUUUCUUCCAAUUCAAGAACACAAGCCAGGUCAUUGCUCUGGCAUUCAGGUUUCUUAAUAACUGAUGCGCAUACCAUGUUAUGUGCAUGGCAAGCCGCUUUGAAAACAAAAAUGAAUAAAACAUCUUUUUUUUUCAUAAAUUGUGUCGAAUUUGUAGACUUCAUGUAUGUUGUUUACUUAAAAUUAUAGCAGUUUUAGGGCCAAUCAUUAAAGGCGUCAUUCAAAAGCUUGCCAGGAGGCCCCUUACACCAUGCCAUUAUGUUGUAUGCUUUGCUCGCUAUGCAUGUUGCAUAAAGGAACCGUACAAAUUACUGAUAGCAAAUGCAGCACUUUAAAUAAAACUGAUUUAGAACUCUUUCUCUAUGAAAAGGGACUUUAGUAUAAAUGUGACCUACCACUCCAAAACCACCAAUAAGUCCCCAGGUAAGGUUCUCUGUAAAAAGCCAAAAUAUUAAUCUAGUAUCCAAAAACCAAAAAUAAAAGCUAACCAAAAAAUAAGAUAAUAAAAGCUUAUCUGAAAGAGCAAUUCUUCCUCUUCAUACUGUGAAAAUUUGCAUUCGUAAAGUUGAAUACGAGAAAAGAUAACAAGAGUUUCUAGGACACUACUUUUUCUGACUGCCUGGAAGUUUCACUGAGAUUACAUGUAUGUACAUCUCAUGCUUGAGUGAACCCCAAACUUCAAACCCUGUUUUCUCCUUAUGUUUUGUUUUUUAGCUCUUGCUGAAUUUCUCUGCAUUCAAUUAAUUACUUGCAGUGGUUAUUAAUUAUUGGUCAAUUUUAACAUAUUAUAUAUCACUUCAAAGCUUAAGAAGUGAAUUUUCAAGCUCAAUAAAAUAUCAAUAUUCAUUUUGAUUGACUUACUGUUGGUUUUGGGGUGGAAGGUCACAAAUGCAUUAUCUGUCAUUGCUUGAGCCCUCUACACCACUAGGCAUAUAAAGAAUACAUUUGCAUGUAAUCCCAUACCCCCUAUUUUAAUUUUGAUUUUAAUUUUGUAUUUGUUAGCAAACAGCAUAUACAGUUGAGGCCAGUAGUUCACAUACACUUAGGAAAUUCAAAGAAGAGUUGACACUUAACCCUAUCUAGGCCGGGGUAUUUUGGGAGUUC
This is a messenger RNA of Lytechinus variegatus (green sea urchin), 3246 nucleotides long. RefSeq lists its product as uncharacterized. Gene Ontology annotation, cellular component: centrosome. The record is from RefSeq and is a predicted model, not a curated record. Bases 38 to 1594 code for a protein of 518 amino acids. NCBI's taxonomy places the organism in Eukaryota, Metazoa, Echinodermata, Echinoidea, Temnopleuroida, Toxopneustidae. The transcript has 8 exons.